Molecule: messenger RNA, 645 nt
Organism: Phaeoacremonium minimum UCRPA7
Lineage: Eukaryota; Fungi; Ascomycota; Sordariomycetes; Togniniales; Togniniaceae
Product: putative thioredoxin-like protein
Exons: 2
Coding region: 1-645 (214 amino acids)
Biological process (GO): cellular response to stress; cell redox homeostasis; response to oxidative stress
Cellular component (GO): cytosol
Molecular function (GO): thioredoxin peroxidase activity
Source: RefSeq, a predicted model, not a curated record
AUGUCUUCCGCAUUUGUCCAACGCCCAGCCCCAGACUUCAAGGCAACCACAGUCUUCCCUGGAGGCGAAUUCAAGGACAUCUCUCUGUCAGAUUACCUAGGACAAUGGGUCGUUCUCCUGUUCUACCCCAUGGACUUCACCUUUGUCUGCCCCACCGAGAUCAUCCAGUUUAACGACGCGCUGCCACGCUUCCGUGCCAUCAACACCACUGUGCUGGGUGUUUCCACCGAUUCACACUUUUCACACUUGGCUUGGACCGCACAGCCACGAAAGCAAGGCGGCCUCGGCUCUGACUUGCAGUUGCCGCUCGUGGCGGACAGGUCUCAAAAAAUCUCACGUAGCUACGGCGUACUUAUUGAAGAGGAGGGUGUUGCUCUGCGUGGUCUUUUCAUCAUUGAUCCGAAGGGCGUACUGAGGCAGAUCACGAUCAAUGAUCUCCCAGUUGGUCGUAACGUGGAGGAAACGAUCCGUCUUGUUGAAGCGUUCCAGUUCACGGAUCAAUACGGCGAAGUCUGCCCCGCAGGCUGGCAGAAUGGGAGCAAGGGCAUGAAGGCUGACCCUAAGGGUAGCUUGGAAUAUUUCUCUGCCCAGGAUGAGCAAAUGAAUGGCAUUGAGGAUUUCAAGAAGCGAGUGAGAGUUGACUAG